Messenger RNA from Xenia sp. Carnegie-2017, 564 nucleotides. RefSeq names its product protein PFC0760c-like. The coding region runs from base 1 to 564 and encodes 187 amino acids. The record is from RefSeq and is a predicted model, not a curated record. The transcript is spliced from 3 exons. Lineage: Eukaryota; Metazoa; Cnidaria; Anthozoa; Malacalcyonacea; Xeniidae.
AUGAGAUGGAGAUGGAUGGAGGUGGAUGGAGAUGGAGAUGGAUGGAUGGAUGGAGAUGGAGAUGGAGAUGGAGGGAUGGAGGAUGGAGAUGGAUGGAGGAGAUGGAGUGGAUGGAGGGAUGGAAAUGAGAUGGAGUGGUGGAACGGUGUGAUAUGGGAUCAUGGAAGUAUAAAUGAUAAAGAAUCGUGGAAAGACAAGUGGAAGGACAAAGACGACGAUUAUACAGAUUCAGUUGUUGAUGAAAUUGAAAAUCAUCAAGGACAAUAUAAUGAAAGAAAAAAGAAUAAAGAAAAUAAUGAUAAUGCAUACAUUCAGGAAGUGAAUAUGGAUGAUGAUAACGAGAAAUUAUAUGAUGAACAAGAGAACCAGGCCAAUGAUAGAAAAAGUCAAGAAAACUCAAAUCAUCACUAUCACAAUCAUUACCAUAAAAAUACGAACAUAAAAGAACUACUAGAAGAGGAGAAAAAGUUGAUUGAUAAUGAUCAAGAUGAUGACUAUCAUGAUAAUGGACAUGAUGAGAAGGACUCGUUUAAAGAAAGAAGGACAUUCAAAAAGAAGAGGUGA